CUAAUCUGAGCGCAUGGCGCCAUGAUACUUGUAGAGGGACGUUUCGCGCCCAUGGCCUGGGGGUUAAUAAUAAAUAACCGAUUCCAUCACAUGUACUUUACUUCUACGUGCUUUACUUCUAGUCCUUAGAAUCUAGGCAGCGCCUAUGACAGGCGACGUAGAUCUUGAUAGUGUCGCAUAUGCGGCUAGCAUUUCUUUGAAGUAUCGUCUUCGAACUACGAAUUCGUGCAGAUUUCUGAAACGUUUCAAAAAGAAAGAAAAAGUCAAAGAUUAAAAGUAAGCUCGACAGGAUCCGUUGUAUUGACACUGACAAUCAGUUGACUAUAGUUGGAUAUCAUAUGUUUUUGUUAAGGUUAAGUGUAAGACGUUUUCUUUUAUACCACUUUCCUUGGGUGCGAAACGAAUAUCUAGUGGUUAUAAUUUGUGUGUUAGUGCAUGCUGUGUAAUUUUCUUGGAGUUUGCUUGGAUUUAUCUUCUAACGCUGUGAAAUGCUGACAAGCUGGCAACAUGCAUAUGACAGCAUAGUUGAUACGGACAUACGGUUUAGCACCUGUUCCGCUACGUUCAAUGCAACCAAGUGCCAGGGGGAACCCUCAGGUUCCCAGUCCUGGCUCAUUACGUCCAUUUACACCGCCGGAUCUUUCUUCUAUACCUCAUAUGGACAGUACACCCCCACAAAACAGUGGUGUUCGUAACAGUUCAUCAUCUGUGACUGAUCGAACAAACGAUGGAAUCCAAGAACAAUCCGGGCCUUAUAUCAUUGGUAGUCCUAUCGACCUCGGUAACAUCGAUAAUGUCGAUAAUAUUGGCCUACAUAUAGAUUCCCUGGCGACUGGACAUCGAAGGACACGUGAACACAUCGAACUGCAAGAAGCUGGAGCGCACGAAACGAGUUCUGAAGGUAUAAUAUCAGUGGUGCGGAGCUACCUCCAACCCACCCCAGCGGAAGUGUCCUUGGCCUAUAGUCUACGAGCACCGAGGUUGUUUAUUGAUGCAACCUUACAUAUCUCCGUAUUCAUGGAAAAUGCUGGUGGAGUACAGCACGGUGCUGACGCCAACUUGUUGCCGGUAGCAGGCGCAUGCGUUUUUGGGGUAACACGUGUACAGGGCUGUCACAUUUUGCGGGCACCCUCUUGAUAGUAGUGUACUAAACCAUUUAGGAACCUGUGUUUUUAGUAAUCCAAGUAACAACUUUUGGUAUUAUAUUAUAUUAUACAUUAGAAAUAUCAUAUAGAUGUAAAAUAUUAUAUAGGUAUAUUCAUUUAUUAAAUUAUAUUCCUAUUCGAAAUUAUUCUUUUUUUAAUUAUAUUAAUAUUUGUUGUGCUUUCUCAUUUAUUUUCAAAUAUUAUGAACAAAAUUUGAAUAUUAAUGCAAUCCAAAUAUCUAGCACAUAUAAAUUAUUCAAUCGUCGACAAUCUAGUGGACUAUAUAUACCGCGGUAGAAAAGCCGAUGAUGAUCAGUGCCACCUACGAAGUAAAUUCAGUUCUCCCGUGUAAAUUCGCAGGCGCGAUGUGGUUACGGAAAUUCUUGAUUCGAGAAUUUUUAUGAAGUAUUUUUGGUUUUAAAUUAUAAUCUUAUGUAGAUUAAUUUAUAAGCUUAUGUUAUACAUUCGCGUUUCCAUUAGAUCGGUAGGGGUGUGGCGGUAAGCGCGAGGCUUCUGUCACGAUGACGCAGAUAUGUAGUUUGUUUAACCGAUCGUUAUUUCGAGUAGAAAAGUGUUCGAUCAGUAAAGAAAUCCAAAAUAUUAAUAGUUUUAUAACCUAUGAAUAUUACAUUAUCAUUAAUGGAAUAUCAGACAUGUUAGAUUUCGUUCAUAAUAGUAUUUUAUUACGCGUUAAAUAUGAUUCGAAGUGCCAAAGACAAGUAAAGUGAAAGACAUUUCAUUUAAUAAA
Apis florea (little honeybee) is the source of this 1893-nucleotide messenger RNA. RefSeq names its product ATPase phospholipid transporting 8A1 (gene ATP8A). Gene Ontology annotation, cellular component: trans-Golgi network; plasma membrane. Gene Ontology annotation, molecular function: ATPase-coupled intramembrane lipid carrier activity; ATP hydrolysis activity; ATP binding. Gene Ontology annotation, biological process: phospholipid translocation. NCBI's taxonomy places the organism in Eukaryota, Metazoa, Arthropoda, Insecta, Hymenoptera, Apidae. The record is from RefSeq and is a predicted model, not a curated record.